Messenger RNA from Rhagoletis pomonella (apple maggot), 1162 nucleotides. It is a transcript of the gene Pop5, whose product is annotated as ribonuclease P/MRP protein subunit POP5. NCBI's taxonomy places the organism in Eukaryota, Metazoa, Arthropoda, Insecta, Diptera, Tephritidae. Gene Ontology annotation, biological process: tRNA 5'-leader removal. Gene Ontology annotation, cellular component: ribonuclease P complex. The transcript is spliced from 3 exons. The record is from RefSeq and is a predicted model, not a curated record. Gene Ontology annotation, molecular function: ribonuclease P RNA binding. Bases 606 to 1043 code for a protein of 145 amino acids.
AGAGCCGCGCUACUCUAUCCCAAUUACGGUCAAGAUAUUACAGCCAUCUUAACAUCUACUUAUCCAGGCAUGUAGGGACUCCCCACAUGACACCAACCACCUCUUCGCAUGUCAGCUCAAACUAACUCAGCUAACACCUUCGGAACAGCUCGUUUCUUGGGCCUAUCGUUAGUUGAGCCUGACGACAACGCUUGAUAGACAAACCGACCUAGGCGGGGCUUAGUAGUGCCGCCACAACACCUGUUUCUGGAAAAAGGAGUCCGCAUCGCUUGACACCCCACUGGGGUUCGUACACCCUAUUUCCCCUAACAGUAGCAUGAUGUAUAGACGGACUGUUAGUUCCGUCUACAACUUAUUUCGUUAGGUUGAGAUGAAAAGCUUGUGGUUCCGCCGGAAGUUUCCGAUUCCUGAACAUAAGUGGCAUCCAUCAUGCCCUAAUACAAAUAUGCAAAUCUCGUGCACGACCAUUAAUUUCCAGCAUGCAAAAUUUUAUUGCAUGCGUUCUCAAGCACCUACGUCUGGCAACUCUCAAUACUAAGCAACGAACAGCUGAUUUCUGUUUAUGUUCGAAAAUCAACAAACAAGCGUGAUUUUUACAUACAGAAAUGGUGCGAAUUAAAAAUCGUUACAUUGUAGUGCGAAUAGUACCCGAGGUACCUGCAAAAGUAUUAAAUUUUCAUGAUGCCGUGAUUGCCAAAUGUAUCCUAAACCAUGUGAAGAAAUUCUACGGCGAUUAUGGACUAGGCACUGUUGAGCAAGGAUUUCGCGUGAAAUAUUGCAAUGAACGGACAAAAGUGACUAUAAUUAGAUGCUUACAUCGAUCACAUCGCGUUGUAACGAGCACUUUACCGUUAAUAACAAUGAUAGGUGACGUUCGGGCGAAAUUUCAUACUCUUUACACUGGCGCAACUAUAAUUCAGUGUAACAAAUUCAUAAUCAAUCAUCAGCAGCGAUUUUUGGACGAAAUGGUUGGGCAAAUUGCAUCUGCGAAGGAGCGCAAGGAGUUCAUUAAACGUGUUAUGGAGUUCGAUUUAGAACAAUAAUUUUUAUCCUUCUCUGCCAAACAAUAAAUAGAUCAAGUUCAAAAGUGUAAUUAAUUUAAAAAUUCGCUUUACGUGUAUUUCAAUAAAUUUUGGUUCGCACUUAAAUUGUGACUGCAAAA